CCAGGGCGGCCCUUCCAGGAAGAAGACCGGGGGAAGAAGCAGAAGAGAGCCCCGGCUGCCCUCGGAGCGCUCCCCUCCUUCUUUCGCUCCCUCCCCGGGCUCUGGGUGGGAGUUACUCCGGAUGGAGGCGCCCGUGUGAACAGGUUGGCUUGGAAGGAGGUAGAAGUGGAAAUGUCCAGAGGAGGAGCAGCACAUGGAAUCUCCAACACUCAGGACCGGGGAUGGGCCUGGAUGGUCUUGUUGGCCACUGUGCUGCUUCAGGGGCUAACGCUGAGCUUCCCCUCUUGCACUGGGGUCUUCUUCACAGACCUGCAGCGUGAGUUCCAAGCCACCAACAGUGAGACGUCAUGGUUCCCGUCCAUCAUGACAGCAGUGCUGCACGCAGGUGGGCCCCUCUGCAGCAUCUUGGUGGAGCGAUUUGGCUGCAGGUUCACUGUGAUGCUCGGUGGCCUACUCAGUGGAGUGGGCAUGGUUGCCAGCUCCUUUUCCAAGUCCAUCAGCCAGCUCUACAUAACAGCCGGCUUCAUUACUGGCCUAGGAUCCUGUUUUGGCUUCCAGGCAGGAGUGACUGUGCUGGGCUACUACUUUGUCCGCCGACGGGCCUUGGCCAAUGCCCUAGCAUCCACCGGUGCCUCCAUCGGCCUCACGCUGUGGCCAUUGAUCUCUCAGUACCUGUUGGAUGAGAUGGGCUGGAGAAACACUUUCCUCAUCUUUGGCGGGGUGCUGUUGAACGCUUGUGUCUGUGGGGCUGUGAUGAGGCCAGUCCAGCUUGGGCCUCCCAGGUCACCGCUGCAGCCCAGCCCUGGACAGGAGCCAGGCAACUCAGCUGAAGAUGCACAGAUGUCCAACGGAGCCACCCCUCAUCAGGUGGAGCCCCCGCAGCAGGCCAGGUUUGCUGCUUGCAAGCGGACGCUGCAGAAGUACCUGGCUUUUGAUAUCUUCUGCAAAAACAAAGGUUACCAGAUUUACACCAUUGGCGUGGCCUGGAUGGUGAUGGGCUUUGUGCUGCCCCUCAUCUACCUGGUGCCUUAUGCCAUCCGGAACGGGGUGGAGGAGCGCAAGGCCGCCCUCCUUAUCUCCGUCAUCGGCUUCAUUAACAUCUUCAUGCGCCCCAUGGCUGGGCUGCUUUCAGGACUCAAUAUCUUCACCGGGAAGCGGAUUUACCUCUUUAGCCUGGCCGUGCUGCUCAAUGGGCUCAGCAACCUCAUCUGCGUCAUCUCAGCCGACUUCAGCGUGCUCAUCCUCUACUGCCUCAUCUACAGCAUAUCCAUGAGUGGCAUUGGGGCGCUGAUCUUCCAGGUGCUGAUGGAUGUGGUGGAGAUGGACAGGUUCUCAAGUGCCUUAGGCCUCUUCACCAUCCUGGAGAGCGUCACCAUCCUCCUCGGACCCCCACUCGCAGGUCUUCUGGUGGAUAUAACUGGCCACUUCAGUUAUGUCUUCUAUGCCUCCAGCUUCUUCAUGGUGUCAGCUGCGCUCUUCAUGGGUCUCAGCUUCUGUGCUUUAGACAGAAAGAACAAACUGAAAGAGGCUCUGAAGCCAACCUCCAAUAGCCCCUCCAGAUACCAAUACACUGAAGUGCCAACUAACCCAGAGCUUGAAAAACAAGCCCCUCCUGCCGUCAUGUACAUCACAAGCAUCUGAACGAAAGGAACUCUUAGAAUUCUGUGGCAAACACAACCGCAGCAUGUAGCGUAACUGGAGGCAGAUGGGGGGGGGAAAUGCCUGCUUUCCACAAUAACCCAUCUGCCUCCUGCAGUGAGCAUCUACUCAGCAGCGCUGCCUCAGAUUCCAGAUGGGCGAUCCAGAUCAGAGGCAGAGCCCAAAGCCUUGCAACAGCCAGAAAGCCAAAGAACAAGGAGCACUUCUUAUACCUGGUGCAAGCCCAUAAGGCAAGGAUAGUAGUUCUGUGAUUUAACAUGUGUGUGACUUUAAGCUAAUAGAAUUAAAUUGACAGUGACUUUUUUUUUUUUAUAAAAAGGCUGUACAUUUUUUAUAUAUUUCAAUUUUAAAGACUGGAAAGAUUUAUUAGGUUAUGCACUACAAUGAUUCCUGACACAGCGACAUCAGUCGGUCCUGGAAGAGUUAAAAUACCACUGAAUCGCCUUGUCUGGACAUGCCAACCUAGCAAAGACUAACUUUGCAGUGAAGUCAUCUGGUUGCCUCCCAUGCGGAGCAGGGAAAACCCCUUUCCUGGAGGAUGUGUUGCUGCUUUCUUCCGUCUCCGGAUAUUGCAUGGAAUAUUACACAGGUUGUAGAACCCAGGCUAGUGCCUGCUAUCAGUUGUGUGUAGGCCAAAUGAAUUUUUUACAUGCUAGUAACCAAAUCAUUCCUGCAUUUCAAGGGCAUUUUCAGGAAAAUAAAGGUUCAAAUCCAAAGCCCCAAUCAAACUGGACAGACUCAAAGUGCCUACAUUUUAUAGCCUGUGCCAUGAUGUCUUAAGUUCUCUCCUCUUCACCUUUACCAAGGUGUGCUGCAAGAAAGAAUCUGACAGUUCACGGCCAGUGUAAAUGCACUAAGAAACAGAGAGAAUGAGUGGCAAAUACAAGGAUGGACAUUUUUUCGUUUCAGCACUAGUCCAGGACCAGUACUUUGAAAAAUGUACCGGGCCUGAAAGCAAUUGCACUAGUCCAGAUAUAGGGCUAAGUUCAGAGUCAGGGUAAGCUAGACUCUGUUACACUCAGAGGGCCAGAUCCUCAUCUUAUGUAAAUGGAGGUAGCUCCUCAUCCAGACUCUCAGACUUAAUUACACCCAUUUUCCAGUACAAAAGGGAGUCUACGCUGGUGUCAUUUACAUGCCAAAGAGUCAGAAGAAAUUGGGGCGGGGAGGUGUGGGGGAAAUUUAGUUUUACUUACACACUCCUGUUAGUGGUCUUUCUUGCUACAUUCCUGUUUUGUGGCCUUAGCAUGUGAGUUAUACCAGCUUGAACUCCCUUUGGUCCCUUAGUGAACCAAAUUCAGAGAUGAGGGGUAAGCUAAAUGUGGGUGUAAGUUACAUGUUGGUAAAUGGGUUGUCCCCAUAUAAAUGGAAAAGAGUCUAAAGGACAUCUAAGAUGGUGUAACACGGAAGAAGCUAUAAUUGUACCAGCUUAGACUCUUCUCUGGAUGUGGCCCAAGAUACCAGCUAUCAUAAUGCACAUAAAAUACAUUUUUGCUUUUAUUCUGCUUCAGUUCUGAAAUGACUAACAGCAGAUCUCUCACAGAACGUUGGAGGUGGAGAUUAAUGUUUUAAACGCUUUGAAAGAUGGAAGUUUAAGAUGCCUUCAGAAAGUAGAAGCGUUGGCUUCUAGCUUUAGUGGUUACCAAGAUAACAGAUACUGAAGUCAUGUUAUAAUUCUAAUGAAAAAAACAGCUGCUAGUUAAAAUGAUGUGAUUAUGAGGUUCCAACCUGACAAGCCUAGAAACAAAUGCAUUAAACCACUAGAAAGCUGAGCCUCCAGACUAUAAAUGCAUUCAUAUCUAACCAUUAUGGUUUGCGAGGAUCCCACCAUCUAGCAGUGCCUUUUUUGACAAUGGUCCAACACACUUUGCCUUCCUUUGUCAAAUAUAUCCUUAAAUAAGAUUACAGUUGGGAGAUGUUUAUAUGCAGCUAUGUGCUUUUAAAGAAAUGUCUUAUCUCUAGUCAUAUGUAUUUAGUAACUUGUGUAAAGCCUAUGUGGCCAGCAACCACAAAGCAAACAGCUGGGACUGUUUUCACUCAGUUUGGUUAUACACAAGCACUCUUUGAUCCUUAAGGAAAUGUACAGUUUUUCUCCUCCAUCAGAACAAACCAAUAAGAAGGGUGAGAGUCUCAGACCUGUUCUAACUUUUGUGAAUAAAGGAGCUAGGCAGCAGCAUGUGUGGAGUUUGGUUUUUUUUGUACAUGAUCCCUAAAUUUUAAAUUCAGUUCAGUGGUUUGUGUUUCCUGCCACUCCUUCCUAACCUUUUCUUCUCCCACAGAGAUGGAGUCAACUGAUCUCCACUUACCUCAAGGUCCCCUGUUGUAAUGAAUGUCCUAACCAAGGAGGACAGGAUGUGGACCCCUCAAAAUUGCUCCUAAAUUAGACAGAAUAGUCACUUGAAGGAGCAAUGGAAGGCAUCUCCCUCCCUUUCAAGAACUGACUGUACUGCAUCUAUAGUGCUACUAGUCAUGGCUCGCUCAAACAAGGGAACGAACAGUAUGAUGCAUGCUGCUCCCCACAUGAUAAAGAAAAAGAACUAACAUUUCACAAACUCAGAAAACUGACAGACAGUGAUCACUUCUUCCACUACUGAAAAGAAACUUGGGGAUGGACGUAAAUAGAGCAUACCUAAGCAGCAACAUUACACAACAGUUUAGGGAAGAGAGUGAAGAUACAUUUAUCCAGAAACAAGUACAGGGAAUUGUGUUUUGCUACUCUACUCCUAAAUUACAAGGACAGCGCCCUAGUUUUUGUUUGGAUUGGCUUUCAUACAGGUUGAGACAUUUUUCUAGUAAGGAAAAAAUAGAAUUUAUAGAGUUAAGAGAUGGCAUAUUAAAUUCAUGAUUGGUAACUGACUCAGCUCCUUACUGUGCUGCCAUGUGAGAUCAGGCUUCAUGUCUCUUCUUUGUGGAUUAAUAGGGCCAGGGAUCACAGCUCUUCUUGGAUUUUGGCUGAUGGCUAGAUUGUAAAGGUGAAACAAUAGCUCUUGUCCUCCUCCCCCAUCAUUAAUCCACAUCCCUUCUGCCUCUUUUCUCAACCUAGACUAUAAGCUCCUCUGGGCUGGGUCCUUGUAUUUAUUCGUAAAGGGCCAUGCACACUGAUGAUGCAAUAGGAAUAAUUAAAAAAUGCCCCCUUGGAGCGAUACAGCAGAACAGUAAGAUUAGAACUCAAGCCCUGAGGGCCUUGAGGUCAUAAGAAAAUAAGGUAACAAAGAUUUCUUUCAUUCGAUUUAAGGUUACCCAAUUAUGCAAUGCAGCUGCAGCUUAACUACCCCCUCUCCCCCGAAGCACAACUGGUUUCUACCGACUUCCUAAAGACAGGAAAGUGAAAUCAGUUUGAAUUAUAUCCAAACAUUAUUACCUCAGCCAGGUUAUAAACCACUGAGCACUGGCAGAGCAGGCAAAAUUGUCCAGAAAUAAAUCCACAUCUUCCAGCCCCCUGAUCCCAUUGUCACUGCAGGUCUCAUCCACUCUUACAGGCUAAGCACUUUUGCAAUAAGCCUGUUUGUUUAUUGCUAUGACAUACAGAUUAGGAGUUCAGACGUAAGAAUAUUUCAUGAUUAUGAUCAAAUUUAACAUUCUCAUAGAUAUUUAAACAAUGUACCCAUUGCUGUGGUCCUGUAACAAUGGGUAUUGCAAUCAGAUCCUUACAACACAACCUAUUGAGUUUAGGCACCCAUCACUGUGAUAUCUAAGCAUCAAAUCCUUAAUGAGCAUAUGCCUGUUAUAACCUAAAACUCACUGAAUUUCAGCUCUGGUAGCCUACCAGCAGAAACCAGGUCCACGGGUACAGAUCCUCAGUUGUAAAUGCUCUGUUAGCAAUAUUAUCCCAGUAGAUGUUAAUGAUCCUGUCAACUACCUUGUACUUUGCACAUUUGGACGUUUAGAGAACAUACCCAACAACUAUAAGUAAACAGCCAGCACAGAGCAUCAGAGUGACAUGUUCAUAGAGGACCACUCUGCACCAGCUGAAGCUGACAAAUGGUCUUCAAGUGUAAGCAAGUCAAGCUCAUUGCUGUAAGCUAGCCUGAAGGUGAUAAGCACCUGGAUUGCCCCAAAAAGGGUCCUGUCACAGAGUACUAGUGUGGUCUGUGAAUUGCCUCCCACAAUUGCUAUGUAAACCUCGCAAGACUCACAAGCCAGGAGGACACAAUUAACUCACCUCCACACAGCUCCUCCUUAUUAAAUGCAAAAAGCACUCCCACACCUUCUGGCCAACUUGGGUUUAUGCUGAAGCAAGACUACGGACAGAGGAAACAGAACUAGCAGGUCUCAAAAAGACAAGCAAAGUUGGGUUUCUCCUGAUAUUAUGGAUGGUUUGUUGCCUUAUUUCCCCACCAGUCUUGCAGUGAAUAGCAUGAACUGAACAGUGUGCCCCUACAGUACGCAUGUUCAGCUUCAGCUAAUGGACACAAGCCAUUUCCACAAACCCUGUUCCUUGGGCAAAACCAAUAUGUGCCACAGGGCAAUGUUCCUUCUAAUUGUGUGCGCAGAAUUACAGGCUGACUGAGCACAGAUUUAAUACUUCUGAGUGCAGCUCCUUCAUCCCUAUUCACCCUCUCAGCAUGUUUCCUCUUCAUCCCCUACAUUCAGUCUAACUCUUCUUAAUCAUUUCUCUCGGUCUUCCCUCA
Molecule: messenger RNA, 6287 nt
Organism: Terrapene triunguis (Three-toed box turtle)
Lineage: Eukaryota; Metazoa; Chordata; Testudines; Emydidae
Gene: SLC16A5
Product: solute carrier family 16 member 5
Exons: 5
Coding region: 172-1641 (489 amino acids)
Biological process (GO): monocarboxylic acid transport; transmembrane transport
Molecular function (GO): monocarboxylic acid transmembrane transporter activity
Source: RefSeq, a predicted model, not a curated record